AUGACCGCUGCUGCCCUUGCCGAGCGUAAUUCACAGCAAGGCCCUCACAAGUGUACACGUAUCAAUCCCUCAACUGGCAAGCCCUGCAACAGCAUCUUCAGCAGACCAUACGAUCUCACUCGUCAUGAGGAUACUAUCCACAACCGCCAGAAGCAAAAGGUUCGUUGUCAGUACUGUCGCGAGGAGAAGACCUUCUCUCGUGCAGAUGCACUCACGCGUCACAUGAGAGUUGUUCACCCCGAGAUCGACUUCCACGGUAAGCGUGGACGCAAGGGCGAUCAUUUCUAA
Molecule: messenger RNA, 288 nt
Organism: Aureobasidium melanogenum CBS 110374
Lineage: Eukaryota; Fungi; Ascomycota; Dothideomycetes; Dothideales; Saccotheciaceae
Exons: 1
Coding region: 1-288 (95 amino acids)
Biological process (GO): regulation of transcription by RNA polymerase II
Cellular component (GO): nucleus
Source: RefSeq, a predicted model, not a curated record